CCCGGUUUGCGCACCCGGUAAAGCCCGGUGGUUUUGAUUGUUUAGCAACGAUGUAAUGUGUGUGAUGUGUAUCCGUAUCCUUUUCGGACCCGCGUUGUUUCCGGCUCUGCCGAUGGCUGCUGGUUUGAGCUACGAGUCACCAUCAUGUAUGCGUUUAAAGUUUUCCUUCUGAGCGGAGUUGUCCGCACCGCCUGGAUGGCUCCACACGUCAAGUAGACAUUUAGUCAAGUUAGUCGUCACUCUCGGCGUCGUCGUCGUCGUCGGCAGCAAUGAAUGGCAAACCCAACGUGUCCUUUCAUGUGAAGUCAUUAUUUUCACAACUCAUCCAGUGUGCGUGAACAUCGGUUAGUAGCGUUUCCCCCAAAAACUACCCUAACCGACCGACCACCAGAACUCGCCUCUGUGCUUAUUUGUGUUCUAUAUAUGCUUCUAUAUAGAAUCGCCAUGUGCUGCAACGUUGAGAGAGAUAACCUGUCGAAGGAGCGAGAGGUGAUCGACAGAUGGAAGUGCUACUUCAACAGACACUUGAACGGAGCAGAUACAGGAGACAUUGGACCGGACGAAGGAAGCAGGAGAGAACUGCACUACAACAGCCAGCAUGACAAUGACGAAGUGCUCCCGCCAUCCUUGGAUGAAAACAUCAGUGCCAUCAGACUGCAGAAAACCCACAUAUCGGCUGGCAGCGAUGGGCUGGUGGCAAAAGUGUUUAAGCUAGGGCCGAAGAGGCUUGCCGCGGUCAUGCAUGGGCUGAUUGUCACGAUAUGGGACCAGGAAGAACUACCGGACGAGUGGAAGCUGGGUGUCAUUCACCCAGUGUACAAAAAGGGCGACUCAUACUCUUCUGUAGACUUUCUUUCCUUGCUACAGAUUUCUUCGGAAGCUUCCACUUUCCGGAAGCUGGAUUUUUUGGAGACAAAUUCUUGACCGACCAAAUCUUCACUCUACGGCAGAUCCUCCAGAAGGUCUGGGAGCACCAGAUCUCCACGCAUCACCUGUUCAUCGACUUCAAGGCAGCCUACGAUACCAUAGAUCGGACCAAGCUAUGGAACAUCAUGCGGCAGUACGGUUUCCCUGUGAAACUUGUACGGCUGUUGAGUUCUACUAUGGACGGUCUGCAUUGCAAUGUGAAAGUCUUGAACAUGAUGUCAGAAUCGUUCGAAUCUCAACGGGGACUGAGGCAAGGGAACAGACUAUCUUGUCUGUUGUUUAACAUCGCUCUCGAAGGUUCCAUGUGAAGCGCGGGCUUCGACAUCAAGGGCACGUUUUUCACCCGGUUUCUCCAAUUCCUUGGCUUCGCGGAUGACAUUGACAUCAUCGAACGGACAUCUACACUUCAGGGGAAUCGUGCCUACUACGAGCUCCACAUACUCCUGAGCCAUGGACCGUGUUCCCUGGAAACGGAUUGGACACCAGGCCAUGUAUUUUAGACGUUCUCCAUAGGUGCUCCGGCCAAGAAAGAAGAAGAAGAAUAUGCUAAUGUGAAAAGACAAUCAAAUGAAGUCUUGAUGAGCAAGACACCAAUUUUAAAAUAAAAUUAAGUAAU
This is a messenger RNA of Anopheles stephensi (Asian malaria mosquito), 1543 nucleotides long. RefSeq lists its product as uncharacterized. Bases 424 to 924 code for a protein of 166 amino acids. Lineage: Eukaryota; Metazoa; Arthropoda; Insecta; Diptera; Culicidae. The transcript has 2 exons. The record is from RefSeq and is a predicted model, not a curated record.